UACCCGAGCGAAUCUAACUGUAACACACAGCCGACUGUCAAGAGUAGGAAGUACAUCUUUUUCACUGAUCUCAGCCCUGUUUUCCUCAUGAUAUUGCAAAUUAAGCACCUCGUUUCAGUUGUCAUGCUGUAGAAGGUAAGCACCAAUGGCUGAACACCACUUGUGAUAGUUGUCGCUUUCGAAACGGUCGGAUUAAUGCUGCAGCUAACUAGCUAGCAUAUCAAAGGCAUGCACUCCAAAGUCAAUGAAAAAAGAGGGAACCGUAGACUCAGACCACACUAAUGCUGAUGAUCAGCCCAAGAAUGGCGUCUGGAAUGCAAGAGAAACAGUACACACCAUCUUUGCUCAGUUUUUUCAUCUAUAACCCUAAGUUUGGACCACGUGAGGGGGAGGAGGAAAAGAAAAUAUUGUUUUACCACCCCAUCGAAAUAGAGAAGAACGAAAAGAUUCGCAAUGUUGGACUCUGUGAGGCCAUCGUUCAGUUCACCAGAACCUUCUGUCCAACCAAACCAGCCAAAUCCCUUCACACUCAGAAGAACAGACAGUUUUUCCAUGAGCCGGAGGAAAAUUACUGGAUGGUCAUGGUUGUACGAAAUCCAAUGGUUGAAAAACCCAACAAAGAUGGUAAACCACCCACUGUAGAGUACCAAGAGGAAGAGAUUAUUGAUUCAGUUUAUGGGUCUGUAUUACAACAGUGCUACAGCAUGUAUAAGCUCUUCAAUGGCACAUUCAGCAGGGCAUUUGAGGCUGGUGGAGUGGAACUGCUUACCCAAAAGCUUGAAAAGUUCUUUUACAGGUACCUGCAGACGCUUCAUCUCCAGUCAUGUGACCUGCUGGAUGUGUUUGGAGGAAUCAGCUUUUUCCCUCUGGACAAGAUGACCUACCUAAAAAUCCAAUCUUUUGUCAAUAGAAUAGAAGAGAGCCUGAGUCUGGUCAAAUACACUGCCUUCCUCUACAAUGAUCAGCUGAUCUGGAGUGGUCUAGAGCAGGACGACAUGCGCAUUCUGUACAAGUACCUGACGACCUCACUGUUCCCACGGCACACUGAACCUGAGCUUGCAGGAAGAGACUCUCCACUCAGGCCAGAGGUGGCUGGGAAUCUGUUGCACUAUGGGAGGUUUUUAACAGGACCAGGAAAUCUCAAAGAUCCAGAUGCAAAAUUCAGAUUUCCUAGGAUAUUUGUAAACACGGAGGACAGUUAUGAGGAGCUACAUUUGAUUGUCUACAAGGCAAUGAGUGCAGCUGUAUGCUUCAUGGUAAAUGCGGCAGUGGAUUUGAGUCGUGAGUUUUGUGAGCAGCUAGACAGCCUGGUUGGUCCUCAACUCACCCUGCUGGCGUCUGACAUAUGUGAGCAGUACAACAUCAACCGGAGGAUAUCAGGGCCAGAGAAGGAACCUCAGUUUAAAUUCAUCUACUUCAACCACAUGAAUUUGGCUGAGAAAAGCACCAUCCACAUGCGCAAGACGGCCAGUGUGUCCCUCACCUCUGUCCAUCCGGACCUCAUGAAAAUCCUCGGAGACAUCAACUGCGAUUUUGCACGGGUGGAUGAGGACGAGGAAAUCAUUGUUAAAGCGAUGACCGAUUACUGGGUUGUUGGAAAGAAGUCUGAUCAGAGGGAGUUGUACGUCAUUUUAAACCAGAAGAAUGCCAACCUCAUUGAAGUGAAUGAGGAAGUGAAAAGGCUGUGUGCAACACAAUUCAAUAAUAUUUUUUUCUUGGACUGAAGAGAUAUGAUGGGCAUGGACUACUUCACUACACUAAAACUGUCAACUGUUCAGGUUUUACUGACAGCAUCAGUGUAAUGCAAUAAUUGCAUUGUAAAAAUGAUUUUUCACAUCAUGCAAUUUUUUAGAUUUUUAUUUAAUCUAUACAAAAAUGUGGUUGCUUCCUUGUAAUUAAUUAUAAAAUCUGAAUUUUACUGUAAUUACCUCUUUUCAUUUGUUUGUAUGUACAUAUUGUCAUGUUUAAGCAUCCAUUAGCUAUCCUCUCUUUUGUGUUUCAUUCCCAUUGUUCAGAUUUGUUUUAUCACUUACAGAUACUAUUAGGUUGAAAUUCAGGAUAUGAAUCUGUCAAGCUGUUUUUUUUUUUCUCUUAUUUUAAAUGUCAUCAUGUCAUCAGUAUCAAGGUUUAACAUCCAUUACUUAAAAAUAAAUUUACAGUUUCAUUAAA
Megalobrama amblycephala (Wuchang bream) is the source of this 2169-nucleotide messenger RNA. RefSeq names its product CCZ1 homolog, vacuolar protein trafficking and biogenesis associated (gene ccz1). The transcript has 17 exons. Gene Ontology annotation, cellular component: Mon1-Ccz1 complex; intracellular membrane-bounded organelle. Lineage: Eukaryota; Metazoa; Chordata; Actinopteri; Cypriniformes; Xenocyprididae. The record is from RefSeq and is a predicted model, not a curated record. Gene Ontology annotation, biological process: vesicle-mediated transport. The coding region runs from base 282 to 1724 and encodes 480 amino acids.